Messenger RNA from Sclerotinia trifoliorum, 1078 nucleotides. The record is from the annotation of a GenBank genome assembly. Lineage: Eukaryota; Fungi; Ascomycota; Leotiomycetes; Helotiales; Sclerotiniaceae.
GAUUCUCGGUGCUGACUAUUCACAUCAAUGACGUUUCUCAAAAACUUUCCGAACUUUGAUCCCAAAAAUAAAUAAUCCAGUUCUUCACUUACACACUCAAGCACAUAUUUAAAAACGAACAACUCUCCUAAUGAUCCCCCGAUAACAUAAACUUUACGAGGUACUCUACAGAGUAUAUUACCUAUAACAACAAUAUGGAGCAAAGAAGUCUCCUCCGACUAUCACAACAUCUCAAACUCCCCUCCUUCCCACGCCACAAAUCCACAUCCAAUAAGCCAGGUCACCAAGCCCACCCCAUAGGCGACUACUACGCCUCGAUCCUCUCCUCUUCCUCCCCCAAAAUAUCCUCCGCACCUCCCACCACCGCCUCUCCCUCAAAUCCACCCAUAACCCCAUCUUCAACCCCUUCUCCCUCCUCACCAAGCGGCGCAGACCCGGGACCCUCAAUCCUCUUCUCCUCCCGUCUAUCCUCCCCUUUAGAGCGACGCUCCGAGAUCCUGCGCAAGAGUCAGCGAAUAGCCGGAGUCCUUGUUCCGCCACGCCCAGAAGAACCAGAUAAUUGCUGUAUGAGCGGCUGUGUGAAUUGUGUGUGGGAUCGCUACCGGGAUGAGAUCGAGGAAUGGGCUGCUGCUAAGAAGGAGGCGGAUAGGGCUUUGAAGAAAGAACGGAAGAAGAAGAGUGCUGCCGCUCUUGCCGAGGCGGCUGCGAGUAUGGAUGAUGAUGGGGGUGGGAGUGAGGGGAAUUGGGAUGUGGGAGGGGAGGAAAAGGGCGACGACCUGUUUGAGGGUAUUCCUGUAGGCAUAAGGGCUUUUAUGGCGCAGGAGAAGAAAUUGAAGGAGAAGCAUAUGAGAGAAAAGGCAGCGGGGUAAUGGAGGGUCGGAGAAGAGGGGCUAAUAAUGAGUAUUACAUAUGCGUGGAGGCUAUCGCUUCUCCUGACUUGGAUGCCAUUAAGUCAGAAGAUAAGAAGAGGAAGAACUACCUGAAAGAUUUUAUUACACAGGCAGAUAAGGGUGUUAUCAUGGAGUUUGUUAGAGACUGGAAUCGUGCUGCUUAAAGCCUAGAAGUUUAGAGGAAUGUA